Scutellospora calospora is the source of this 1461-nucleotide messenger RNA. NCBI's taxonomy places the organism in Eukaryota, Fungi, Glomeromycota, Glomeromycetes, Diversisporales, Gigasporaceae. The record is from the annotation of a GenBank genome assembly.
AUGUCUACAAACGUCGUCGCCAAUGAUUCUUUUUCGACAAGUGAACAACAACCAUGUACGACUACGACCAUGACCAUGACAGAAGAUUUAUAUACAGAUAGAUCUGAUCAAGAUUACAAACCACCGAGAUGGUCGGAGGAAUAUCAUCAAAAAAGUGAAAAUGAACUUACGCCAGAAAUAAUUUCACCAAUUUAUGAUGAAAAUAUCGUAGUGACACCACCAAUUGAUUGUUCAACCGAUUCUCCUACUAAAGAAUACUCCUCAAGCGGUACUCCAAUCUGUUUAUCAAAUUGUACAACUUUAACUCUUACUGAAACACAUUGUGAAUCUUCAGAAGAUACCACCAAUACUACAACUACAAUUGGAAAUGAAGAUUCGAGGCAAUUUGAUUAUUUUGAUACAUCUAAUCAUUCAUUUUCUAGUUAUUAUCAAUAUGUUCCACAUUCGUCUAUUCAACAAUCCUCUAUUUCAAAUAAUAAUCAAGCAACCACUUUAAAUAACCCAUUAAAUAACCCAUUAAAUAAUACAUUUAAUAAUAACACAUUAAACAACACAUUAAACAACACAUUAAAUAACUCAUUAAGCAACACAUUAAAUAACAACACAUUAAAUAAUACAUUAAAUAAUAGUGGAUAUAUUAUGACCUUACCUUCGAGCACUGGACCAAGGAUUGAUCCAAGUCUUUUGAAUUAUGAAACAGUUCAAAAUCCUAAUAAUUAUGGACAAACUUAUGCUAGUAUGAACCAAGCAUUAUAUUGGAACGAAGCACGUGGAUUACCUACACAUUAUUAUGGACCAAUUCCUACAGCUAAUACGAUUAGUACAACAUUAGGAUAUGAUUUGGCGCAGCAAAUGAUUAGUAAUGGACGUUCACCGAAUUCAGCAUUAGUCACGGACCAAGCAUUAAGGGAUUAUAUGUUGUUCAACGAUCCUUCACAUUCUAAUAAAGGAAAAAAAAAACGUGGGCGUAAACCAGAAACUGAAUAUUCACAUAUUAUGCCCUUACAUUCACCGACUUCUGAUGGAGGAAUUAGGCAAGGUGAAAUAGCACAAUGUUCAAACUGUGGUGUACGUGAUACACCUGCUUGGAGACGCGAUCUGCAAGGUGUCGCGUUACUUUGUAAUGCGUGCGGUUUAUAUUUGAAAAAUAAAGGAAUUCAUCGUCCGACUGAACUUGCACCAGAUGGUACUGUUCGUCUAAUGAGAACGCAAAGACCUGAACCAGAAUUUGCAUGUAAUAAUUGUGGUACGCGUAAUACUCCUUGUUGGAGGGGGCCUGAAGAGUUGUUAAUGGAUUGGGUUGGGGGAACUAGUCCUCAACCUACUCCAAAACUCCAACUUGGGUUUCAGAUUAUUAAGCAGAUCUUUAACUCACUCCAGCUUGAUCUGGAGUAUGACUCUCUAAUUUCAGAUUUAACUAAUUUUCGAACUUCAUAUGAGCAAGUUAUAAAGCAAAUCUGA